GUUCGCAAUGCGAACUUCGCAUUGGUAGUUGAUGAUGUUUGAUAAUUUACCACUGUCGAACGUAGUUAAUUCUGCAAUUAUAUGGUCACGUAAUUCAUCGCCGUAUAUCCUUGAAUAUAUAAUUGAGAAGUGUUUCACAUUUUUGUGUUGUGUAUUUCCUACACCAUGUGACUGACACCUGUAUUUUAGAAGCAUACAGUGGAUUGCACAAUUUGUUUGAAACCGUUGUUGGAGAUGAGGCUGUGCGGUGUGUUGGCUCUGUGCAUUUUUAGUGUGACAUGCUUGGAAAUUACGGAAAAUCGUGUUAAGUUGGACAUAAAGUAUCGAAAAGAGGAUUGGUGGGAGCACGCAACAUUUUACCAAAUUUAUCCGAGAUCAUUUAAAGACAGCAACGGCGACGGGAUCGGGGACCUCCAAGGAAUUAUUUCUAAAAUAGACUUUUUGAAAGAGGCUGGAAUAAGUGCUAUUUGGCUGUCGCCGAUUUUUAAAUCGCCUCAGGUAGAUCAGGGAUACGACAUCAGUGAUUAUAAAGACGUUGAUCCAGAUUAUGGCACGUUGAAUGAUUUAAAGGAACUUCUGGAGAAAGCACAUAAACGUGAUAUGAAAGUCAUUUUGGAUUUCGUUCCGAAUCACACCAGUGAUCAGCACGUUUGGUUUAAAUAUUCUGUUGCUGGCGCCGGAGAUUACACCGAUUUUUAUAUUUGGUCUGAUGGGAAAGUUAUUGAUGGACAUAGGGCACCGCCAAAUAAUUGGAUUAGCAAUUUCAAGGGUUCUGCUUGGAGCUGGAAUGAUGCAAGAGGCCAAUACUAUUUGCAUCAAUUCGCAUCAGCGCAACCCGACCUGAACUACAGGAGCAAACAGGUUGUAAAUGCCAUGCGAGAUGUACUAAUGUACUGGCUCGAUUUCGGCGUUGAUGGAUUCCGAGUUGACGCCAUACCAUUUAUUUAUGAGGACGCCAAAUUAAGGAAUGAACCACUGUCCAACAAAACUGGCUACAACUCAACAGAUUACGCAUUCCUGGAUCACACAUAUACUUUUGAUCAGGAAGAGACUUUUCAACUAAUAUAUGAUUGGAGGCAACUAUUGGAUAGUUACACUAAAACUCAUGGGGGAGCAACUAGAGUUAUGAUAACAGAAGCAUACAGCCCUAUGAAGAACAUCAUAAAAUAUUAUGGAACCGACAGUGGCAGCAAACUUGGUGCACAUUUUUCCUUCAAUUUUGACUUUAUCACAAAACUUUCAAGAAAUGAUACCCUCAAUGACAUAGUUAAUAUUAUCAAAGAUUGGGCAUCUAAUUUGCCUGAACGUUAUACCUUCAACUGGGUUCUUGGUAAUCAUGACAACUCUAGGGUAGCUUCGCGUUUAGGAAGAUCCAUUGCAGAUGGUUUGAAUAUGCUGGUUUCUUUAUUACCUGGUAUACAGGUGACUUAUAACGGUGAAGAAAUAGGAAUGGAGGAUGGAGAAGUUUCUUGUGAAGAAGGUAAGGAUCCUAUGGCAAUUAAGGACUGCACUACAUUUGACGAGGUCAGUCGUGACUUCGAACGAACUCCUUAUCAGUGGGACGCCACCACAGGUGCUGGCUUCACCGACGGUUCAAAAACGUGGCUUCCAAUAAGCUCCAAAUUCAAAUUGACUAAUUUAGAAGAUCAGAGAUCGGAAGGUGUUAACAGUUUCUACAACAUCUAUAAAAUGAUGAUGGAAAUUAGACGAGAAUUGCAUAAAUUUAAGGAGGAUAAACAAUUCAUAUUAGAAAAAUCGAAUGAAAACGUUUUACAAUUGUAUCAUGGAAAUGGAGAAUAUGGUUACAAUUUGCUGUUUAAUUUGGGCGAUAAAACCGAAAACGUUCAAAUGAUUGCAGCCGUCGAAGAUGUUAAUUAUACGGUUUUGGUCAAAGGAAUUUCGUCAUCUAAACAACACGGGGAUCCUAUUGAUCCCAGUUCAGUGGAUCUUGGCGCCUUCGAAUCUAUUGUUAUAAGUCCAGCGAAUGCAAGAAUUAUAAACCUAGAUAAUUAUUUGUAUACAGAAAGUUCCGGAAACCAUCACACCCUUCAGCUAUUUACUUUUGUUAUAUACUUCGUUGUUUAUGAAGUUAUACUGUUAAUUGUUUACGAUUAAAUAAAUAAAAUGUAUUAAAUA
Messenger RNA from Aethina tumida (small hive beetle), 2136 nucleotides. Its product is annotated as maltase 2. Bases 235 to 2115 code for a protein of 626 amino acids. The record is from RefSeq and is a predicted model, not a curated record. Gene Ontology annotation, biological process: carbohydrate metabolic process. The transcript is spliced from 4 exons. Lineage: Eukaryota; Metazoa; Arthropoda; Insecta; Coleoptera; Nitidulidae.